CUCACCAAGGAUGCUGAGAAACAAAGUGAGGGGGUUGCCAUCACCAUAGAUGAUGAAGUGGUGAUUGUUGAUGAGAAGAUCAAUGACGAGAUCUUGGAAAAGAUAGUGGAAGCCAAAGGAAAAGGAAAGGUUGGAGAAGAGAAGAAAACAGUUAAAGAUGGUGAAGUUGUCACUCCUGCAAGUGAAAGUUCUUUUGUUCCUCCUGCCUAUGAACCUAAGCUUCCAUUCCCAGGUCGAUUCAAGAGGCAGUUGCUAGAGAAGUACAAAGCUCUGUUUGACAAGCAAAUGAGUGAAGUCCAGGUCACAAUGCCCAUUAUUGAUGCUUUCAUGCUGAUUCCUCAGUACAGUAAGUUCCUAAAAGAUGCUGUAGCUGCAAAGAAGAAAGAGAUGGAGGGCAUGGUGAUUCUCACUCAUGAGUGCAGUGCUAUCAUUCAGAGGCUGGUCAUACCAAAGAAGCUAGAAGAUCCAGGAUGCUUCACAUUACCUUGUGCUCUUGGGCCUAUGGUAUUCGAUAGGUGUCUCUGCGAUUUGGGAGCUAGUGUCAGCUUGAUGCCCCUAUCUGUUGCUAAGAAGCUCGGUUUCACUCAGUACAAGAAGUGUAGACUUUCUCUGGUAUUGGCUGAUCGUUCAGUUAAGUACCCUGUGGGUAUCUUAGAGGACCUCCCAGUGAUGGUUGGAAAUUAUGAGAUCCCUACAGACUUUGUAGUGCUUGAAAUGGGUGAAGAAGCUCAAGACCCUUUAAUCCUUGGAAGGCCUUUCUUAGCCACAGCUGGAGCCAUUGUUAAUGUGAAAGAAGGCAAGAUUGAUCUCCAUCUGGGUAAAGGGCACGUUCUCCAUUUCGACAUCAAGGAGGUAAUGAGGAGGCCAACAGUUCAAGGGCAGGUGUUCUACAUUGAAGAGAUGGACGCCCUUGCUGAUGAAAUCCUUGAAGAGUUGUCACUAGAGGACCCUCUACAGCAUGCUUUGACUGUAGAGAAAGAGGCUGAGGUGGUUGAGAACCUGGAGAGUACUGCCUAUGGGAUGAUGCUGGAUUCACACCAGGGGUUUUUCAGUGAGGAUCAGUACGAGGAGCUUCCCCAGAUGGUUCACCAAGAAGUCUCAGUCACUCAACAAGAGGACAACCAGCAAGAUGACUGGAGUGAACUUAAGGCACCUAAAGUGGAGCUUAAACCUCUUCCCCAUGGUGUAAGGUAUGCAUUUCUUGGUCCUAAUGAAACUUACCCUGUCAUUGUGAGUAGUGAACUUACUGAAAGUGAGCUAUCUGAACUUUUGAGAACACUUAAAAGAUUUAGAAAGGCAAUAGGUUACUCACUAGAUGACAUCAAGGGGAUAUCACCCUCUCUGUGCAUGCAUAGGAUACAUCUUGAGGAUGAAUCAAUGACUUCUAUCGAGCAUCAAAGAAGGUUAAAUCCUAACCUGAAGGAUGUUGUAAAGAAAGAGAUUCUUAAACUCCUAGAUGCUGGUGUUAUUUACCCUAUCUCAGAUUCUAAAUGGGUAUCACCUGUGCAUGUUGUACCAAAGAAAGGUGGUAUCACUGUGAUUAAGAAUGACAAGGAUGAAUUGAUACCAACAAGAACCAUCACAUGUCAUAGAAUGUGCAUUGAUUACCGAAAACUAAACUCUGCAUCUAGAAAGGAUCAUUUUCCAUUACCAUUUAUUGAUCAGAUGCUUGAGAGACUUGCAAAUCACCCAUUCUAUUGUUUCCUUGAUGGGUAUUCAGGAUUUUUCCAAAUCCCCAUACAUCCCAAUGAUCAAGAGAAAACGACAUUCACAUGUCCAUAUGGUACCUUUGCAUAUCGAAGGAUGCCAUUUGGUCUAUGUAAUGCUCCAGCCACCUUUCAAAGGUGCAUGAUGUCAAUUUUCUCUGAUCUGAUUGAGGAUGUUGUGGAGGUAUUUAUGGAUGAUUUCUCUGUCUAUGGAUCUUCGUUUUCUGCUUGUUUGUCAAAUUUGUGCAGGGUCCUACAGAGAUGUGAAGACACCAACCUUGUGCUGAAUUGGGAGAAGUGUCACUUCAUGGUCAAGGAAGGGAUUGUGCUAGGACACAAGAUUUCAGAGAAGGGGAUUGAGGUGGAUAAAGCCAAAAUCGAUGUUAUGGUUGGUCUGCCUCCACCAAAGACAGUGAAAGACAUCCGGAGUUUUCUUGGCCAUGCUGGAUUCUACAGGAGGUUCAUCAAGGAUUUCUCCUUGAUAACUAGACCUUUGACCAGGCUGCUGUGCAAGGAAGCUACCUUCAGUUUUGAUGUGGAAUGCCUACAAGCUUUCAAGAAGCUAAAAGGUGAACUCGUUAGUGCCCCAAUUGUCCAGCCACCUGAUUGGGAUUUUCCUUUUGAGAUCAUGUGUGACGCCAGUGACUAUGCUGUGGGAGCUGUUUUGGGGCAGAAGAAAGAUGGCAAAACCCAUGUGAUCUACUAUGCCAGCCAAACCCUCAAUGAUGCUCAGAUGAGGUAUGCCACAACAGAGAAAGAGAUGCUGGCAAUUGUUUUUGCCUUUGAGAAGUUCAGGAGCUACUUGGUUGGGUCUAAAGUCAUUGUCUACACCGAUCAUGCUGCCUUGAGACACCUUUUGGCCAAGAAGGAUGCAAAACCCAGGCUUUUGAGGUGGAUCCUUUUGCUCCAAGAGUUUGAUAUGGAAAUCAAAGACAAACCCGGAGUUGAGAAUGGAGUAGCUGAUCAUUUGUCCAGGUUGAGGGUAGAGUCUGGUAUCCCUAUUGACGAAGGACUUCCUGAGGAGCAGAUCAUGGCUAUCGAAGCAGUGAUAGCAGUCUGUGAGACUGGUAGGAAGCUGGAAGAAGUCCAAGCAACAGAGGAGAAAGAACCUUGGUAUGCCGAUUUAGUGAACUACCUAGCCACAGGAAAAGAACCUCUGAAUCUUGUGGGCUAUGCCAAGAAGAAGUUCUAUAAGGAUGUGAAAAGAUACUACUGGGAUGAGCCCUACCUCUACAUUCUCUGCAAGGAUCAGCUUUAUAGGAGAGUGGUUGCAAAUGAGGAGAUUGAUGGGAUCCUUGCACAGUGUCAUGGAUCAUCCUAUGGAGGUCACUUUGCCACCUUCAAAACAGUUGCAAAAGUAUUACAAGCUGGAUUCUGGUGGCCACAUAUGUUCAAGGAUACACAAGACUUUGUUUCGAAGUGUGAUUCUUGCCAAAGAAGAGGAAACAUCACCAGGUUCAUGGAUUUGGGGGUUUUCGAAUUUGAUCUUAAUUGGGUGAAAAUGGUUAAGAAGACAAAGGGAAGGUUGGAAGCUGAGAGGCAAGAAGCCGAAAGUCAAGAGUUUGCCCUAAGAGGAAAAGCUUUAACCAGCGAGCCAACUGGCUCAGGGACGCAGAGGACUGUGCGACAGCAGACGUUGGCUGCAAGGAAAUCGAAAGAACACGAGAAGAGGGCAGGGAAAAGUGUACCAGUUCCCACCCAUGAGGAAGGUGAAACUGAGAGUGAAGAUGAGCCGGCACCUACGAAGAAAGCCAAGAUGUCAAAGGGCAAAGGGGUUGCUGUUGAUCGAGACAGAGCGAAAACUCCAUCUGUGGAGGAGCUAUAUGAUCAUUUGAAGAAUGGAGUCACUUGGGCUCCAACCAGGUUUGCCGACCUCGAUUUGCUGAAGGAGUUGGGUCUAGAGUCUGAUAUUGAGGAUGUCACUUGUCAGUUCCUAUCCUCUCUUGUGGUCACUUACCACGACACGGCGCAUGUGAGACAAGGAUGGGGAAAAAUCAGGUUCAAGGUCAAUGGAAGAGAAUACAACAUGAACUUCAAGGACAUUGGGAGGGUCAUGGGGUUCCAAGACCUAGAAGACCACUCACUUCCCAAGUGUGAGAACCUCCCCACAGAGCUCUGGAAGUUGAUCACUGGAAACAAGCACUCUACCGGGGCGGACAAGAACUCACACAUCCGACACCCGUCUGUACGCUACCUCCACAGAUUGCUAGUCCAUGCUUUUUACCCACGGAAGCAAGCUGGUACGACACAUCUGAGCAUAUCUAUGGACCUCCGCGCUACUACUUCAAGCCCCAUGACGGAGUCCUUCCCCCUGGAGCUCUCCGUGAUGCUCAUGACCACAUUGGUCGUCUCCAGAGGUGGAACAAAGCUCAGGACAGAACGAUAG
This is a messenger RNA of Brassica napus (rape), 4092 nucleotides long. RefSeq lists its product as uncharacterized. Lineage: Eukaryota; Viridiplantae; Streptophyta; Magnoliopsida; Brassicales; Brassicaceae. Bases 286 to 4092 code for a protein of 1268 amino acids. The record is from RefSeq and is a predicted model, not a curated record. The transcript is spliced from 5 exons.